AUGUCCAAUGAGCUGGAUUUCAGAUCCGUGCGCCUGAUGAAGAAUGACACCAUGAACUUCCAGAAAUUCCCCUACACCAGCGAGGAUGAGGCCUGGAAAACCUACCUGGAGAACCCCCUGACUGCAGCCACCAAGGCCAUGAUGAGGGUGAACGGGGACGACGACAGCGUGGCCGCCCUCAGCCUGCUCUACGACUACUACAUGGUGCCCAAGGAGAAGAGGAUCCUGCCAGCUGGGAUGGUGGCACGCAAUGACCUGGCAAAGAGGCACUGCCACGGGAUGGACUACGAGCCUGAGCUGCCCUCCUUCGAUGGCUCAGCCCAUCUCAUGAAGCUGCUGUCAGAGAACGUCUCCAUGAGCCAGGAGUUCUGCGAGCCCCCCAAGAAGAACGGCCCGAGCCUCGAGGGUGUCCCUGCUCCUCACAAGGCAGCCCUGCUCCCUCCGGGCACCAGCAAGCUGGAACCCACCCCAGACAACUUCCUGGUGGCCCCUGGGGACGUGUAUGACAGCAGCUCCCUGAGCUCCCUGUUCGAGAGCCUGCCCAUGGCCCCGGCCCAGCAGCGCUGGCAGCCCGACAGCACCUUCAAGGAGGACCCCCAGGAGACGCUGCUCUUCAGUGACAUCCUCAAACCCCAGCCAGAGCCACCCUGCCCCGAGAGUUACCCCACAGAUGGAGUGAAGAGUGACUUUGAAUACACGCUGGGGUCACCCAAAGCCAUUCACAUCAAAUCUGGGGACUCUCCCAUGGCCUACCUCAACAAAGGACAGUUCUACCCCAUCACGCUGCGGACAGCUGGAGACAGCAAAUGUUUGCACUUGUCCUCAAAUAAAGUGAAGAGCGUGGUGAUGAUUGUGUUUGACAAUGAGAAGAUCCCCACGGAGCAGCUGAAGUUCUGGAAGCACUGGCACUCCCGGCAGCCCACGGCCAAGCAGAGAGUCAUCGACGUGGCUGACUGCAAGGAGAACUUCAACACGGUGCAGAACAUCGAGGAGCUGGCCUACAACGCCCUGUCCUUCGUCUGGAACAUCCACGAGGAAGCCAAGGUGUUCAUUGGGGUGAACUGCCUGAGCACAGACUUCUCCUCUCAGAAGGGGGUGAAGGGGGUGCCCCUGAACCUGCAGAUCGACACCUACGACUGCGGCAGCGGCAGCAGCCAGCUGGUGCACAGGGCUGUGUGCCAGAUCAAGAUCUUCUGUGACAAGGGAGCAGAGAGGAAAAUGAGGGACGAUGAAAGGAAACAGUUCAGAAGGAAAGGAAAAUGCCUGGACUCCAACAACAAUGGUCUCAAAGGCUGUUUGCUCUCUGGCUUCAGAGGGAACGAGAUCACCUUCCUGCGGCCCGAGAGCGACCUGGAGACGCAGCCCGUGCUCUUCAUCCCCAACGUGCAUUUCUCCGCCCCCCAGAGGUGUGGCUCGGUGCUCCCUCCUGCUGUUCCCAACUCUGCAAACAGGCUGCCCCUCAAGCGGAGCGGGGCCUCCUUCGGUGACGACUUCGACGCGGUGCCCCCAAAGCACAGCAAGGACGAGGAUCCCCAGAGAGUGCUGCUCUACGUGCGCAGGGAGUCCGAGGAGGUGUUCGAUGCUCUCAUGUUGAAGACCCCGGACCUGCAGGGCCUCAGGACAGCUAUUUCAGAAAAAUAUGGGCUUCCUGAAGAAAGUAUUUACAAAGUCUACAAAAAGUGCAAAAGAGGGAUCCUGGUGAACAUGGACAACAACAUCAUCCAGCACUACAGCAACCACAUGGCCUUUCUGCUGGACAUGGUAGAGGCAGAGAACAAGUUCCAGAUCAUCCUCAAAGAGCUCUAA
Molecule: messenger RNA, 1806 nt
Organism: Melozone crissalis (California towhee)
Lineage: Eukaryota; Metazoa; Chordata; Aves; Passeriformes; Passerellidae
Gene: GRHL3
Product: grainyhead like transcription factor 3
Exons: 16
Coding region: 1-1806 (601 amino acids)
Biological process (GO): regulation of transcription by RNA polymerase II
Cellular component (GO): nucleus
Molecular function (GO): DNA-binding transcription activator activity, RNA polymerase II-specific; RNA polymerase II cis-regulatory region sequence-specific DNA binding
Source: RefSeq, a predicted model, not a curated record